AAGCUCACCAGUCCGGCUUCGCACUCAGGCAAGUUCUCUCCACGCAGAUGACGAGGACAGUGAUUAUCACCAGGAGCCCUACAAGGAGUCGUACAAGGACCGGCGCAGGCGGGCGCACACCCAGGCGGAGCAGAAGAGGCGAGACGCCAUCAAGAAAGGCUACGAUGACUUGCAGGCCAUUGUUCCCACCUGUGAGCAGCAGGAUUUCUCCAUAGGCUCCCAGAAGCUGAGCAAGGCCAUCGUCCUCCAGAAAACCAUUGACUACAUCCAGUUCCUGCACAAGGAAAAGAAGAAGCAAGAGGAGGAAGUUUCUACCCUCAGGAAAGACGUGAUGGCCUUGAAGAUCAUGAAAGUGAACUAUGAGCAGAUUGUGAAAGCUCAUCAGGACAACCCGAAUGAGGGGAAGGACCAGGUCUCUGACGAGGUGAAGUUCAAUGUUUUCCAAGGCAUUAUGGAUUCCCUGUUCCAGUCCUUUAACGCCUCCAUCUCGGUAACGAGUUUUCAGGAGCUCUCGGCUUGCGUCUUCAGCUGGAUUGAGGAGCACUGCAAGCCCCAGACACUGCGGGACAUUGUCAUCGGGGUCCUGCACCAACUGAAGAGUCAGCUCUACUGAGCCUUCCCACUG
Molecule: messenger RNA, 625 nt
Organism: Fulmarus glacialis (Northern fulmar)
Lineage: Eukaryota; Metazoa; Chordata; Aves; Procellariiformes; Procellariidae
Gene: MLX
Product: MLX, MAX dimerization protein
Exons: 5
Biological process (GO): regulation of transcription by RNA polymerase II
Cellular component (GO): nucleus
Molecular function (GO): RNA polymerase II cis-regulatory region sequence-specific DNA binding; protein dimerization activity; DNA-binding transcription factor activity, RNA polymerase II-specific
Source: RefSeq, a predicted model, not a curated record